This is a messenger RNA of Acanthosepion pharaonis, 465 nucleotides long. The record is from the annotation of a GenBank genome assembly. Lineage: Eukaryota; Metazoa; Mollusca; Cephalopoda; Sepiida; Sepiidae.
AUGGAUUACACACACCUGAUAAAACAGAAAAGCAUUCUAUCCCUCUCUCUCUCUCUCUCUCUCUCUCUCUCUCUCUCUCUCUCUAAUUUUUUACCUUCCCUCUCGCUUUCUCUCGCUCUAAUUCUCCUCCUUUCCCCCUCUUUCUGUCUCUCAGAUGCUCAUUCCAUUUACGUUUCAACUGUUUUCUUCUUUCGUCAUUUCUCAUCAAUUUAUUGGUUGUAUUUCUCAUUUCUCUCUCUUUUCUUUUUAUCUGUCUCUUUCUCUCUCUUUUCUUUUUAUCUGUCUCUUUCUCUCUCUUUUCUUGCUCUUAUCUUUUCCUUUCUGUUGAUCUCUAUCUCUUUUGUACAUAUCUACCUUCUCUGUAAUAUAACUUGCCUUUUUUCAACUCUCUUUUUCUCAAUAUCUCAGCUUUUUUUUUCUUUCUAUUUCUUUCUUCUUCUGUACUCUAAAUUCAUUACUCUAUGA